Molecule: messenger RNA, 4457 nt
Organism: Salvelinus namaycush (lake trout)
Lineage: Eukaryota; Metazoa; Chordata; Actinopteri; Salmoniformes; Salmonidae
Gene: gas1a
Product: growth arrest-specific 1a
Exons: 1
Coding region: 546-1346 (266 amino acids)
Biological process (GO): regulation of cell cycle
Source: RefSeq, a predicted model, not a curated record
GAGUUUCUGUUUUCCUCUGAUAUUUGUUUGUGUUCCUAUGCAUACGUAAUUACCGGUGAUUAGCGCUGUCUCGUGGAUGUACAGUGUCUGCCGAGUAAUAGCUCCUUAUAACCUAUGGACGGUCUCAUUGAGCGCUCAGCUCUGUCCACGGAGAGGAGAGAGGGGACGGGAAGCGGCUGCUAGAAUAGUGGAAGACGAGAUCAGGAAAGCACAGGAGCUGAGGCAGCCGAGGGGUUCCACUGCAAAUGCUGGAAUGGACAAAAAGCUGUGGGUUACCAACAGUUGUGUGCUUUUUGCUCAAAACUUUUUGUUUUCAUUUUAUUUGGCACUUAUGGAUAACUUUCUUCCAGCCACUUUGACGGAGUUUUCAAACACAGCAGUGAAGCUACUUCAGAACGGGAUACGUACAGCAGCCUGCUGUCUUUACACACUACCUAUGGUCUGAUCCCAGAAUGUUGAUAUUUUAUGUCUAGUGCAGUCUUUGGAAGUAUGAAAUACGUAGGGAUGAAGCUGGUGUAAUCUUAUCCGUUCAGUCAUCACUAAAAAUGGCCAGUGUUGAGGCUUUGGCACACGGCUCCCGCAGGUUGGUGUGGCCUGUCGGUUGUGUGUUUUUGUUUUUGGGCUGCUUAUCGGUGGCAUCGUCCUCCCUCAGCCGCAGGUUAAUCUGCUGGCAGGCCAUCAUGAACUGUCAGACCGAGCCCGAGUGUCAUUACGCAUAUGGGCAGUACAUGCAGGCGUGUGCUGCUGUUCUGAGAGGGGACAGGAAGAGGUGUCCGAGUCACUGCAUCUCCUCUCUGGUGCAGCUCAACCUGACGAACAACGGGCCUGCGCUUGAGGACUGCAGCUGUGCUUCGGACCCCAUCUGCCGGAACACCAAGCGGGCCAUCGAGCCGUGCCUCCCCAGGACUAGCAACAUGGGCUGCACCGAGGCCCGGAUGCAGUGUGAGAGAGACCAGCAGUGCAGCUCCGCCAUGCGAGACUAUUUAAUCUCCUGCGUGAAGCUUUUCAGCGGGGCAACCUGCACGAAUGCUUGUCGGAAUGUGAUUGCAGACAUGCGCAAAAUACCCAAAGCGGAGCGGUUGGAUUCGUGCGUGUGCGACGGGACCGAGAGGACCAUCUGCGAGUAUGUCAAGAUUAGCAUGAAGAACCUGUGCUUCGAAGCUCCUGCGACGGUGGAGGACGGCAGCGGUUCAGAGGACUACGAUGAAGAUGAUGGGGACUUCCCGGUGUCAGAACCGGAGUUCGUGGGGAGGAGCACCGGCUCAGGUGGUUCUGCUGCGGGAAGCUGUGGUGUUGUGACCACGGUGACUGCAUCUGUCCUGAUUCUACUGGCGUCUCUCCUGUAAACUCUCCUCAUAGUAAAACGUAUAUAUAUAUCAGACUGUUGGACAGAUAAACACAUUGAUGACCUUACAAACUCAGACUGUUGUUCAGAUAAAGAUGAAACGCUUGCCUUUCCAAACGGAUGCCAGUCAGUCUGGCCAAUGCUAUUGAAGGAAGAAGCUCCUACUCCAAAGAACAUCAGAUGCAAUUUUUUGUUGCAUAACCAAAUUAGUUUUUUUUUUUUACAAAUAUAACUUUUUUUGUACUGAAAGAUAUCGAAUCAAGUUAGUAUUUUCUAUGCAAAUAUUAUAUUCACUAACAUUAUGGAACCUUGUUGUAUCACUGGUGUGAAGAAAAAUGACCUUCUUUAUUUAAAAAAACAAUCAGAAACGGAGACAUGGACACCUGAACACCAGGCCUACUGUAGUCCAUGUUUAUACUACAUGUAACACCAGGCCUACUGUAGUCCAUGUUUAUACUACAUGUAACACCAGGCCUACUGUAGUCCAUGUUUAUACUACAUGUAACACCAGGCCUUCUGUAGUCCAUGUUUAUACUACAUGUAACACCAGGCCUACUGUAGUCCAUGUUUAUACUACAUGUAACACCAGGCCUACUGUAGUCCAUGUUUAUACUACAUGUAACACCAGGCCUUCUGUAGUCCAUGUUUAUACUACAUGUAACACCAGGCCUACUGUAGUCCAUGUUUAUACUACAUGUAACACCAGGCCUACUGUAGUCCAUGUUUAUACUACAUGUAACACCAGGCCUACUGUAGUCCAUGUUUAUACUACAUGUAACACCAGGUCUACUGUAGUCCAUGUUUAUACUACAUGUAACACCAGGCCUACUGUAGUCCAUGUUUAUACUACAUGUAACACCAGGCCUACUGUAGUCCAUGUUUAUACUACAUGUAACACCAGGCCUACUGUAGUCCAUGUUUAUACUACAUGUAACACCAGGCCUUCUGUAGUCCAUGUUUAUACUACAUGUAACACCAGGCCUACUGUAGUCCAUGUUUAUACUACAUGUAACACCAGGCCUACUGUAGUCCAUGUUUAUACUACAUGUAACACCAGGCCUACUGUAGUCCAUGUUUAUACUACAUGUAACACCAGGCCUACUGUAGUCCAUGUUUAUACUACAUGUAACACCAGGCCUACUGUAGUCCAUGUUUAUACUACAUGUAACACCAGGCCUACUGUAGUCCAUGUUUAUACUACAUGUAACACCAGGCCUUCUGUAGUCCAUGUUUAUACUACAUGUAACACCAGGCCUACUGUAGUCCAUGUUUAUACUACAUGUAACACCAGGCCUUCUGUAGGCCAUGUUUAUACUACAUGUAACACCAGGCCUACUGUAGUCCAUGUUUAUACUACAUGUAACACCAGGCCUACUGUAGUCCAUGUUUAUACUACAUGUAACACCAGGCCUACUGUAGUCCAUGUUUAUACUACAUGUAACACCAGGCCUACUGUAGUCCAUGUUUAUACUACAUGUAACACCAGGCCUUCUGUAGUCCAUGUUUAUACUACAUGUAACACCAGGCCUACUGUAGUCCAUGUUUAUACUACAUGUAACACCAGGCCUUCUGUAGUCCAUGUUUAUGCUACAUGUAACACCAGGCCUACUGUAGUCCAUGUUUAUACUACAUGUAACACCAGGUCUACUGUAGUCCAUGUUUAUACUACAUGUAACACCAGGCCUACUGUAGUCCAUGUUUAUACUACAUGUAACACCAGGCCUACUGUAGUCCAUGUUUAUACUACAUGUAACACCAGGCCUACUGUAGUCCAUGUUUAUACUACAUGUAACACCAGGCCUACUGUAGUCCAUGUUUAUACUACAUGUAACACCAGGCCUACUGUAGUCCAUGUUUAUACUACAUGUAACACCAGGCCUACUGUAGUCCAUGUUUAUACUACAUGUAACACCAGGCCUACUGUAGUCCAUGUUUAUACUACAUGUAACACCAGGCCUACUGUAGUCCAUGUUUAUACUACAUGUAACACCAGGCCUACUGUAGUCCAUGUUUAUACUACAUGUAACACCAGGCCUUCUGUAGUCCAUGUUUAUACUACAUGUAACACCAGGCCUACUGUAGUCCAUGUUUAUACUACAUGUAACACCAGGCCUUCUGUAGGCCAUGUUUAUACUACAUGUAACACCAGGCCUACUGUAGUCCAUGUUUAUACUACAUGUAACACCAGGCCUACUGUAGUCCAUGUUUAUACUACAUGUAACACCAGGCCUACUGUAGUCCAUGUUUAUACUACAUGUAACACCAGGCCUACUGUAGUCCAUGUUUAUACUACAUGUAACACCAGGCCUUCUGUAGUCCAUGUUUAUACUACAUGUAACACCAGGCCUACUGUAGUCCAUGUUUAUACUACAUGUAACACCAGGCCUUCUGUAGUCCAUGUUUAUGCUACAUGUAACACCAGGCCUACUGUAGUCCAUGUUUAUACUACAUGUAACACCAGGUCUACUGUAGUCCAUGUUUAUACUACAUGUAACACCAGGCCUACUGUAGUCCAUGUUUAUACUACAUGUAACACCAGGCCUACUGUAGUCCAUGUUUAUACUACAUGUAACACCAGGCCUACUGUAGUCCAUGUUUAUACUACAUGUAACACCAGGCCUACUGUAGUCCAUGUUUAUACUACAUGUAACACCAGGCCUACUGUAGUCCAUGUUUAUACUACAUGUAACACCAGGCCUACUGUAGUCCAUGUUUAUAGUACAUGUCAACAGAUGCGGUUCUAUUUUUGUUACACAGAGAUUAAACAAUGCAAGGUUUUUAUAAAAAAACAGUUCACUGUCUAUAUUUUAAUAUUUUAACAUGAUAUCAUUGAUAUUGGGUGACUGAUGGCAUCUCUAUGUAUUUAAUGCAACUAUAUGGUGGACUUGUACAUACUGUAUAUUGGUAAAUAAAUGCGGUUUAAAGUAAUUUAUUAAUCCCAAAUCCCGCUUGGGGACAGACGUCAAUUCAACGUCUUUUCCACGUUGGUUCAAUGUAAUGUAAUGCUGUUGCAACAAUGUUGAUUCAACCAGUGUGAGUCAACGUCACAUCCAAACUUUCAAUAUAAAUAUUGAAUAAAUAUGAUUCCUGUCAAAAACAUGAGGAAAAAGUU